Messenger RNA from Papaver somniferum (opium poppy), 1578 nucleotides. RefSeq lists its product as uncharacterized. Lineage: Eukaryota; Viridiplantae; Streptophyta; Magnoliopsida; Ranunculales; Papaveraceae. Bases 1 to 1578 code for a protein of 525 amino acids. The record is from RefSeq and is a predicted model, not a curated record. The transcript is spliced from 4 exons.
AUGGCCAGUCUUAUGAAUAAGCUUGUUUCUCCUCAACAAGUAACAUACAUUAAGGGUAGAAACAUUCAUGAGAAAAUACUGUUCGCCUCUGAAUUAGUAAAUGAGAUGAAGAAAAAAAGAAGAGGAGGCAACUUAAGUUUAAAGCUUGAUAUCUCUCAAGCUUAUGAUUCAGUGAGUUGGAAGCAUCUGCUCAAAGUCCUUCAAAGAUAUGGUUUUUCUGUGGCUUGGUGUGAUUGGUUAAAAGUGCUUAUAUCUUCUGACAAAGUCUCGGUGAUGGUUAAUGGAGGACCAAAUGGAUUCUUCUCAAUGCACAUGGGACUCAAGAAAGGAGAUCCAUUAUCUCCAAUUCUUUUUGUUCUAAUGGAGGAGGUAUUAGGCAGAGGUUUAACAAAACUGGUGGAGACAAGAAAACUACAACCAAUGGUGAUAAGAAAUGUUAUUGCCCCUACACACUUACUAUUUUCUGAUGAUAUUUUUACGUUCAGUAAUGGUUCAAAGAAAAGUAUUGAAAAUCUCUUAAAACUGAUUGAAGAUUACCAAAGCUGCUCUGGUCAGAUCAUUAAUAAAAGUAAAAGCAAAUGUUUAGUUGAUGGAUGCUCAUUGAUUAGAAAAUCUCAGAUAUCAGAUAUGUUACAGAUGGAACUCACAUCAUUUCAAGAUAAAUAUUUGGGAGUUAUCAUUCAUCCAGGAAGGAUUAAAUCUGCAUCUGUGUGGUCAAUGGUUGAAAUGAUGCAAGGCUAUUUGGCUGUCUGGAAAGGAGAUGCAGAAAUAAGAAAAGCUAAAACCAUUUCUUGGAGAAGAGUAUGUACUCCUUUUAAUGAAGGAGGAUUGGGCAUUAGAAGGCUAUCAAAUGUGAAUAAAUCAUUGUUAAUGAAAAUGAUGUGGAAGCUACUAACAUCUAAAGAGGAAUGGUCUCUGUUUUUUGCAGCUAGAUUCAAGGAUAAAAAUGGGCAAUGGACUUCACAAUGUAAAUUAUCAUCAGUAUGGCCUGGUUUGAAAUGGGCUUGGCAGUUUCUCAAGAGUGAUGUCAGAUGGAUUAUUGGCAAUGGGGAGAAUAUUUCAGUUUAUUUUGAUACUUGGACUGGUGAAAGUCCACUAAUUGACAGAAUUGGUUUUACUGAAUAUGUCAAAAAUAACUUACAAAUGAAAGUGAAGGACUUGAUCCAAAAUAAUGAAUGGAGCAAGUUCUCAACACCAGCAGAAGUUAACAAGGUCAGGCAUAGAGAACCAAUCAUUCAUUGGCCUUCUCAAGUAUGGAAAACUUCUCUUCACCCUGGUAUUUCAAGUAAUAUUUGGAAACUUCAGCAAGGAGUCUUUGUGGAUGAUCAGAUGAGAACUGCUCAAGGUUAUUCUAUUGCUUCUACGUGUUGUCUGGGUCAUAGGAGUACUAAGUUCUCUGAAAUUAAAGAAUGUUUCUGGUUGAAUCCUCCAAGAGGUUUUGUCUUGUUUUGCUGUGAUGGUGCUGCAGCAGGAAAUCCAGGCUUGGAAGGCUUUGGCAUAAUAGCAAGAGAUCAUGCAUGCACUGUUAUUGGUACUAUCUCAGGAGGACUUGUGAAUGGGCUAUUGAAUGGGCAGUAA